This is a messenger RNA of Meloidogyne enterolobii, 186 nucleotides long. NCBI's taxonomy places the organism in Eukaryota, Metazoa, Nematoda, Chromadorea, Rhabditida, Meloidogynidae. The record is from the annotation of a GenBank genome assembly.
AUGUUUGGCGCUAUGUUUUUUGCUGUGAAUAAAUACUGGCAUGCUCAAUGUUUCCAGUGUGCUUGGUGUGGUAAACCGCUUGUUGGAGGGAAACAUUAUGUUGUUGACAACCUUCCAUAUGACUUGGAAUGCCAUUGGGUCAAGCGAUUGGCUAUCCAUAAAGAGCAACAGGAACAAAAAGACUAA